GCUAAAUAUGCGAUUUUGUAAAAUAAAUUUUGAGAAAUCCAAAAAAUCGUAUAGUCGGGCGACACAACACGGCGCGGUAAUACGUCGGGCGGCACAAGGCGACGGCGGCGCUUAUACACAAUAAAUAACACAAACGUAAUUCACAACGAUGCGACAGUAGACGAAAGAAAACAUUGAAAAUGAGAACAACAAAAACCAAGCAAAAACGUUUCAUUGUCAUCAUAUAAGUAGUUGUGGUGUUUGCUUUAAUUAAUAUGAAAGAAAAAAAUCAUUGCCUUUAACGAUUUUAAAAGAAAUCACACACAACUUGUUUAAAUCUUAUUAGUGUUCAGUGCUCCCGUUAAGCGUAGAGAGUAGUUUUGUUGGUGUCUUUUUUUUUGGUUCUUUCUCUUUUCAUGCGUUUUGUGUGUGUGUGUGUGUGAAAAAUUUGCCUUCCUCCAAUUGGAAUUUGGAAUUCAAGGCGAACAGUGGCCGAGAUUGUUUCUAAUGUGCAGUGAUUGUGUACGAAAGCGACUAAAAAGAAAACAGAGUGACUUUAUUUAAACAUUUUCUAAGGCUUUAUAAGAAAAAGUUGUUAAACCAAAGCCAUUGCUUAGCUACAACGUAUGGUAGUAUAUCUCCAUACUCAUCAGAAAUGAUAAAAUGCCUUUAAUGAAAUGCAAGUGCUCACAUGACGACCAUGUCGUCGCAGCCAGUAUGCAAAAUGCGACAAAUAUUACAGCCAGAACAAAAAAGAUAGCACCACUAUUGGUGGAGCAUCAACUUAACCAGCAUUCCUCCAAUAAUACAAUAAGCUCAAAAUGCUACGAUUGUUGGCGGGGCCACACUGCUGCUGCUGCUGCUCAUUGUCACCCACCAACUACCACCCAUACCACCAAUGCAAACGAGAAUCACUCUCUUUGGCGUCAUUUUUCUUUGUUGUUCCUCCCAAAGUCUGCAGCAUGUGCCGGCAACAAAGUAGUUAGCAAAAGUGGUCGCCAUCAUCAUACCGGUGUUGGUGUCGGUGGUGGCAGUCUGGCGUCUGUUAACAUUACUUUAUUCCUGCUUAUAAAUUUGUUGCUGAAAACUUGCUGUGGCCAAUUGCUGAUAAAUGUACAAAAUCAAGGCGGUGAAGUUAUACAGGAGAGCAUUACAUCGAAUGUCAGCGAAGAUCUGAUAACUUUGGAGUUCCAAAAGACCGAUGGUACAUUGAUAACACAGAUAAUAGAUUUUCGAAAUGAAGUUCGAAUACUCAAAGCUCUUGUCUUGGGCGAAGAAGAACGAGGACAAAAUCUGUAUCAGGUCAUGUGUUUUGUGACCAAAUUCAUAAAAGGUGAUUUCAUAUCAUCAGAUGCCAUGGCCAAAUUACGUCAAAAGAAUCCCAGUACAAUACGAACACCCGAAGAUGAUAAGGGCAAGGAUACAUUUACCAUGACAUCAUGGGUGCAUUUGAAUCGUUCACAGCCAAUAUCGCGACAUUUAAUGACGGUGUGUAGUGAGGCAAUAGAUGCUACCUAUGUAAGGGAUGUCGAUUUAAAGGCAUGGUCAGAGUUACCAGGUUCUUCAAUAUCCAGCCUUGAGGCAGCCACAGAAAAAUUCCCUGAUACUUUAUCGUCGCGUUGCAAUGAAGUAAGCAGCUUGUGGGCUCCUUGCAUAUGUACCCUUGAGACCUGUAUUGGUUGGUAUCCAUGUGGCCUGAAAUACUGUAAAGGCAAAGCGGUGGGUGAUUCCUCAGCAGCGGCAGCAGCAGCCUCCAACUAUCGUUGUGGCAUUAAGACAUGUCGCAAAUGUUCCCUAUUCUCGUAUUAUGUACGACAAAAACAGCAAUGUCUGUGGGAUGAAUGACGAGAACUGCAACGACUUGUGUUGCCAUUAACGAAUUCAUAUAAGAACAACCACUACAACAUACUAAGUGAAAGAGAUGCGCAACAAAUUAUCUUAAGCUGCUCAGUGUACAAAAUGUUCAAGACAAUAAGAAAACAAUUACUAAAGGAUUUGUUUGAAUAUCAUCGUGGUCAUCAUCAUCAAUUUUAUCAUCAUUCUCAUCGACAUACACAAAUUGCUGAAUUAAUGGAAGUAUUCCAUAUGCUGUUGAAGACAGCUGUAGAAUUGAAGGCUAUGGCGUUGAUUGUGAUGCUGGUAAUGGCAAAUAAGGAACUAUCAUCAUUUACAUCGAUUACAUCUUCAUUAACAGUGUCCUUGCCACUAGAAAUACCAUUGCCACAGGCGCCAUUAUGUAUAAGAAAAAUAUUAACACGAUGGCGAUAGUGAAGGCUUUUAUGGUGUCAUAGAGUAAUAUGCAGAAAAUUAAGUUUCGUCUUUCAAUGGCGAGGCAAAAUCAGUUGGCAGAGUAUAAGUGUAUACGAGUUCAUUACCAUGGGAUAUAUAGCAUAGAUAUAUGAUAAUUUUUAAUGAAGACUAAAGAAAGCAUGAGGUCCUAGGAUGAUGUGGGCUGUACCAACAUGAAGGCCAUAUACUUAAAUGCUUAUUACCUUUGAAGAAAUUGGAGAAUCCCAUGUAGAAAUCUUUGGAAAGGUUGAUGUUUCAGAUGGGUCAGGUAUAAACCAACUCUACUACUAGAAAAAGUAGAAGAUUUGGGACAUGUUGAUGUUUAAGAGUGUCAUACGAAGAUGGAAAUAUUUGUGAAAUAUUGAAUAAUCCAUGAAACAAAAAACCAUUUUCUCUCAUCCAAACUGAUCGCCAUCAUCUAUGGCCUUUGAACGCUGGAAACUUAUAAAAACAGCAGAGCCUACCAUUCGGCGGUUUCUACUACCACAUACCAGCGCUACCAGCAGAUACCAGCGUACCCCUACUCUGUCAGUUUGGGACCGUUUGUCAACCUUUGCUGUAUAACUUUUUGGUCAUCAGAAAAUAUGUCUCUAGAACAUAUAUGCGAAUCGGAUUCCCGUCAUCAUCUAGGCUACAGUUUUUUCUCAAACACCAUUAAAAACCUGUUACCCGCAAUGGAAUAGAAAAACUUGUGUCUAAUCUCUGAACCCAAGUAAGCGGAGCCUUUAAGGCUGCUGCUGCCAGAUGAGCCUACUCUAAUAUGUAAAUAUUAUGUAAAAUUUUCCUAUGUAAGUACAUAAUUUUAGUCCUGUAAAUGAAUAGGUUCUUAUGAAUUCAAACUGUAAAAGACAUACAAGAUAUUUGUUUAUAAAUCCCAGACGUCAGCUGUUUACAAGGCUCUUGAGCGUUUUUGGGCUCUGGAACCUAUUUUUAAAUCCUAAAACCUCAUUUUAUUUUGUAAUGAGAGAUUUUUUUUUGUUUUUUCGUUUCAUCUUUGGCUAAAGAAUCUACAAAUGUUUUUGUUUUAAAGUACCAUAUUGUAAUAGAACUUACCUUACAGGUAUCAUUUGUGAAAAAAUACCGUAAUUUUGCAAAUCUAUGCAUAAGUACCUUUUAUGGUCCUGUCUUUUAUCAUCUGUGAUUAUAAUUAAGCUUUGAAAUUUGUCUUAGUCCUAACUUAUUUUCGAUAGGAAAAUAUUUUAGCAAAGAGGUGAAUAGGUUUUAAAUCCAUUUUCCCCUCUGAAACUAAACUCAAGUAUGCGUUUUAAAGGGGAAACUUAAGGGCCUCAGGGCUUUUUUCACUUAUAAUUAAAAAAAUAUGGAGUUUGUGCCAUAAAGUAUUACAUCAAGGGGUAAGAUUUCUCGUUUCCUUUCCAGUUCCCGCUUUUGUAUUUUUUAGGGGCAUUAUAUUGUCGUCUACGUUCUAAAGCAGCAUACUUUUGUUGCAAACUCAAGGUCAUAAUUUGAAUAUAUAU
This is a messenger RNA of Stomoxys calcitrans (stable fly), 3743 nucleotides long. RefSeq names its product out at first protein (gene oaf). Bases 643 to 1824 code for a protein of 393 amino acids. Lineage: Eukaryota; Metazoa; Arthropoda; Insecta; Diptera; Muscidae. The transcript is spliced from 4 exons. The record is from RefSeq and is a predicted model, not a curated record.